Chara braunii is the source of this 6184-nucleotide messenger RNA. The record is from the annotation of a GenBank genome assembly. Lineage: Eukaryota; Viridiplantae; Streptophyta; Charophyceae; Charales; Characeae.
GGGUAUCGUCGUGGCCUGAUUGAUUAGUAAUUGCGGCGGAAUGCUGUUGAGGCCCAUGGGAGGGUACUCACGCAGAAGCAAGGAGCGCGGCAUUGCUGGAGACACGUGGCAGUCGGAGAGGUGAUCUUUGUGACGAAGUCCGAGCUGGGGACACGUGGCAGUCGGAGAGGAGGUGACGUCUAAUUCGUAUUAUUCUGUCCAAUACCGAAUGGCAGAAGAGCUGCGCGAACACGUGUUCGCUCGCUCGAUGAUGGAAUGACGUCAACAGAUAUAGAUAGGGGGAUGCAGAUUUUGGCUUUGAAUUGGCUGUGAUCUCAGAGUCGCAAGGAAGUCUUCAGAUGUUUCAGUUAACAAGCAGACCUGCAGCUAAUGCCUCUGUGAUGUAACCCAUAAAAAUCAUAAACCCGGUCUGUCCAUGUCUGCGUGAUGUUCCGAGGCGCCUUUUGGUUAUCUCCACACUCAGCGGCCAGCGGGCGCAUCGUGCACUGGUCUGCUCACUUACUUGUCAUGGUCUACCUGACGAGACGAUGGCGAAGCUGCAAUAUUGCCAAUAUUGCUUGCUGACGGGUUGCACAGUCAAGCAGUUGGAGCGCUUUUGCACAACUGCAGAACCGACCAUUUGACUUUCAGAACUUGUUUUGGGUGGGGGGUGGGGGGGGGGAGGUGAUCUGAACCUGAGAUGGACAAGGACCAGGGUGAAACCUUCUCUUUCAGCAUUCAUGGUGCGGGGGCAGUAAAGUUAAGGAAGGCUGUCCAUGAGAAGUUGUUGGAAUACACGGGCAAUUAUGCAGACGACGUUUUAGCGGAAUAUAUUGUGGUUCUUGUGGCGCAUGGGAAGACUCAAGCGCAAGCAGUCACAGAGUUGGAGGCAUUUCUUUCGUCGAAGACAGGGGCAUUUACAGCAUGGCUAUGGGAUCAUGUGACUGCCAACAAGGUGGUCUAUGCGGACAAUGGGCCUGUGAAAGAGCAGUCUAAAGAAAGGGAGAAGUCGAGAGAGAAGCAGAAGGACAGGGAGAAGGAUGAGACGGAUCCUCCCCUGGACCAAAGGACUGACAGCAACCAUCAAGCACAUUCCCAGCAGGGAGAUGGUCAUCACAUCAAGGAGCGGGAUAGGGAUAGGGACAGGGAUAGAGAGAGGGAGAGGGAGUGGGAAAGAGAGAGGGAGAGGGAGUGGGAAAGAGAGAGGGAGAGGGAGAGGGAGUGGGAAAGAGAGAGGGAAAAGGAGCGAGAAUGGGAUGGAGAGAAGCAGGAGGAUUAUCAGGGCGCAGGGAGUUUGGAAGCAUUUUCCUCGCGGCAUCGCAGGUUUGGCUCCAUCGAUGACUCAACUGCGAGGGACUUCCAAGUGUCAAGACCUCCGGAAUCUCUCUCUGGUAGAGAGGAUAAGAGGCACGAUUCCUCGCGAAGAAGACCGAAAAUCAAACGAGGAAGGGAGCUUGAGCAGGCAGCUCAAACACUAAAAUUUGCGGAGCUGGAACGAGAGGGUGGUGUUCGAGGGCGUGUCCGGCGUUCUGGCGGGCACUCACCGUAUCCAGACUUCUGGGCCGAGCGAAGUGCAGGAGGCCACAGAGAGCAGGGACAUGGGCGAUCAGAAUCAAGGAAGUACAGGUCCCCAUCAAGAGAGGGGUUUUGGCAUAAGAGGGAGUCGAGAAGAGACCAUGAUGAGGAGAAUGGCUUCUCUGGAAGACGAGAGUAUUUGCGUCGUCCGCGAUCUUCCGGACAUCAAGCAGAGAGGGAUAGAUCUCAGCAGGAGUCAGAUAUUGGAAGCAGGGCAGAAAGGCCUAGCCCUAAGCGGCUGCGGUCGGUGGCAGUUGUUUAUCCAGAUGCUGAUAAGGAGGGGCCAGGCUUAUUCCCUGAGUCGAAUGGUAAUUCGUCUUCCAGGGAACGACCACGGCUUAUGCUCGGAAAUAGUUUGGGUGUGGCAGUGCUCAGGGCAGCAGCCGAGGCUGCUGAAGAUGUUUCUGUCACAGCCAGCAUUAAGGGACAUAUACCAGCGGUUGGCACUAUGUGGGAACAGAUGGGGUCAAGGAGCCGUGCCGAAGAUGUGUCUGUCUCAGCCAGCAUUAAGGGGGAUACAGCAGUGUCUGGCACUACGUGGGAACAGAUGGGUUCAAGGAGCCGUGUCGAGGUGCAUGAUCACCAGGAGCCUGAUCCUGGGUCUACUCACCAGAGAGUCAGUGGAGACAAUGGUGAUGCUUGGACAGCACCGUCAUCUGGGAAGGUGAGGCACAGAAGAGAUCAUGGAAGGUCGUCGAACCGGACUUCAGGUGAAAUAUCAGGAGGUUCUCGGAAAAAGCGUGUGAAGCAGAGAGCUGUUGAAGGCGAACGAGCGGUUCGUGAGUGGGUAGGAGGGGAUGUUGAGCAAGACCAGAUGGUGUCUGAGAUGGAUCGGUUAAAUGUGGACUGGCGUCAAAGACCAGAGCCUGCAGCUUCUCAGGAUAUGACGCAGCCAGAAUGUGAAGGAGCCCGUGAGUUGAAGAAGCGGCUGGCCUACGACAGCCGUGUUGAUAUGACACUGACAGAUGGGGUAGACAUUGAGGGGAGAAAUGGUUGGCCGGAUUCAGUUCACUACAAGAAUGCUGCAACUGGUACAAGCAGUCAAGAGGAUGCCGAGAUGGCUGCAGCAGGGCAUGUGGUUGAGCAAGAUGAUUUGCACAAUCAGGUAGAAGCGGAUGCAGGUUGGACAACGGACGACAUGUGGGGCCACAAAAAUGCAUCUGUGUGGGAGAGGAUAAAGACAGAAGAAGAGCUCCUUCCUGCACCCGAUGAGGUCAAGACAGAACAGGAAGGCAGUGGUGAUGAUUUCCAUGUCAUGGUGUCGCUUUGUGAAGAACCUAGACGACAGCAAGGGAAUGACGAUGGAGAUGACAAGGAUGAUGAUGAUAUGGUGGAAGAUAAAGCUGAGGAGAUGGUGGAUGGCGGAGGGAGGACGGAGGAGGUGGAAGUUGGCGGAGUGAUGAGGUGGAAGAUGGUAGAUGGUGGAGGGAGGAGGGAGGAGAGGAAAGAUGGCAGUGGAAAAUGGCGGAGGGAGGAGGUGGAAGAUGGUGAAUGGCGGGGGGAGGAGGUGGAAGAUGGUGGAUGGCGGAGGGAGGAGGGAGGAAAUGAAAGAUGGUGGUGGAAAAUGGCGGGGGGGGGGGGGGGGGGAUGGAAAAUGGCGGAGGGAGGAGGGAGGGGAUGGUGGAUGGCGGAGGGAGGGGAUGGUGGAUGGCGGAGGGAGGACGGAGGAGAUGAAAGAUGGUGGUGGAAAAUGGCGGAGGGAGGAGGUGAAAGAUGGUGGAUGUCGGAGGGAGGAGGGAGGAAAAGAUGGCAGUGGAAAAUUGUGGAGGAGGAGGUGGAAGAUGGUGAAUGGCGGAGGGAGGAGGGAGGAGAUGGUUGGUGGCAGUGGAAAUGGCGGAGGGAGGAGAUGGUUGGUGGCAGUGGAAAUGGCGGAGGGAGGAGGGAGGGGAUGGAAGAUGCCGGAGGGAGGAGGGAUGUCCUUGAGAUCAAGAGGAAGCUUACCCAAGUUCAGCAAGAAAUGAUAAACUUGCGUGCUCGUCAAGCUCAGAUGGCGAAGGGAUUAUUGAAAGGAUCUAUUGCACCAGCACCGGUGUCGUCUAAAGUUUUUCGAUCUCAGACAUCACUGGAGGAUGUGGACUCACGGACGGUCUUUGUAAGCAAUGUUCAUUUUGGGGCUUCAAAAGAAGCACUGAUGAAUCAUUUUCGUCAAUGUGGACCAAUUGCGAAUGUGAGAAUAGUUCUUGAUUCUGCCACAGGGAAACCGAAAGGAUGUGCUUACGUUGAGUUCGUGUCGAAAGAGGCGGCAGCUCAAGCGUUGCAGUUGAACGAGUCGACUCUACUCUCAAGAGUGAUAAAGGUUGUAGAAAAGAGCAAGGCAGUUGAGGCGACUCCGGGACCUAUUACCUCACCCGUGCCUGUGCCAGGAUUCCAGUUGGGGCGCUCGUCUCUCUCCCUCAACGCAACAGUGCCGGUGCCGGCUCCAGUUGUCAUACCCUGCGUCCCAUUCAAGCCUGCAGCUGUGUUCCAUCAGGUAAGACCGCCUUUUGGCAGAGGUGCAGCGAAAAUUGUCCCAGGCCCACCAACAUCCUGGAAGUGGGAGCGAGAGAAAUCUGGUGGUCCAGCGGCAAGCAGUGUAAAGGGAACAGUUGGAGAUGGAGGUGAUACAGGCCCUUCUCCCAGCAACUCCAGUCUCCCAGUCUCUGGGCCGCCGCUAAGGCCCACAGCCCCUUCUCUGUUUCCGAGAUGCGGUAGCAGCAGUGUUGGUUCGACGACCAGUCUUGGUGCAAUGCGAUUAGGCGUUAUGCCAGGUAGGGGGAUGCAACGGUCACUCUCCUACCACAGGGGCGCUGGCCAGUCAUCGGAAAGUGCGAGCCUGUCGACUACGCCCUCCGCGUCAGCUGUAGGAAGAGGGGGAGAAGGAGGAGGAGGAGGCGAGGGAGCGAGCGAAGGAGGAAUGGCUUUGUCAGAACCAGCAGGUGAAAGAGACGAUACAGUCGCUGAAGGCGCUACAGCAGUGGUUGAGCGUUCAGAGCAGGUUGUCAAAAGUAGUGAGCAGGACCAAGCUGAAGCUGCCGGAAUUUGAGCAGGCAAGUCAGCCUGGUAAACAGAAGAGAUUUUGUAGUUCUGAAAGCGCUGUUAGUUCUUUUCGACUUUCUUCGUACUUUCUUCUUGAGCUUUUUGUUUUUGAAAUGAGGGAGUUUCUUGAGUCCAUGUACUACUUGUUGCCAUGUUCAAUGUGUUUUUAAUCUUUCAAAGUUGGAAUGACAUUUAAUCCUUGAGCCUUUCAUCUCCCUUUGAAUGCUCAAGCUGUUGUGUUCCAAGUAAUGUGCAGUUGGAUUCUGAAAGCUGUUUGCUUGCUUGGUGUGAACGCUCAGCGGCAGAACCACCUCGACGAAACUUGCAGAGUGUAGGAGAUUCGCAGGUAGGUCGGGCGAAGUGACUGGGUGCAAUAGAGGUAAAGGCGGGGGGGCGGACCCGAAGACCAAGAAGGGUGCCAGUAGUAACAGCAGGUAAAUGAACGCAAGCUGCCUCGCCAUCCACUGUAAUAGCAGCAGUGGACGGUGCAGCAGGCUGAGCAGUGAUCGCGACGCUGUAGACAGGCGCAGGGCAACACAUCUCACCCUUCCGUUGUGACUAUAACACAUUUCGCCGUUCGGCUGUGACUUUGUGGGUUUCUGGGGAAGAGGUAGUGCCAAGGAGUGCAGCAGGGAUGACAAUAUUGAUAAAUGCAAGACAGCUUGUUGUUCAGUUGCGAUAGCAAGAACAGACCGAACCGUGUGAACGAGAUGAUCGGCGAAAGGCUUGUCUGUGAUUUGGAAUACGGGGCACGAGAAUCCAGCAACUCCAGGAACAGACGUAUUCCAAAUCGCAGACUCCAGGAAUAGUCGCGAUUCCGGAAUACGACGCAUGCGAAUGAGACAGCUUGCUGUUCAUUUGCGAUAGCAGGAACAGACCAAACCGUUCGAGCGAGAUGAUCGGCGAAAGGCUAGUCUGCGAUUGGAAUACGGCGCACGAGAACCCAGCAACUCCAGGAAUAGGCGUGUUCCAAAUUGCAGACUCCAGGAAUAGUCGCGAUUCGGAAUACGGCCCCCCAUGCCAAUGGGAUGAUUGGUGAAUCGGUGGCGAUUUGCAACAGGCUCGAUUGGUCUGACGAGGGUGUAAUCCCGACAAUGCAGACGGGCACAUGAGAAGCCAUCUCACCACUCUGUUGGGAUCCCUGGAGUUGCUGGGAAUGGGUAGUGCCAUUAAUGGCACUAUUGAUGAAUGCAAGGCGUUUUGCACCGCACCGAACUUCGUGAAUGAGAUGAUUGGUGAAGAGCAGACUGCGUAUAGGGUGUAAUCCCGACAAUGCAGACGGGCACAUGAGAAGCCAUCUCACCACUCUGUUGGGAUCCCUGGAGUUGCUGGGAAUGGGUAGUGCCAUUAAUGGCACUAUUGAUGAAUGCAAGGCGUUUUGCACCGCACCGAACUUCGUGAAUGAGAUGAUUGGUGAAGGGCAGACUGUGUAUAGGUGCGACGAGGGUGUGGAUUCAUCUGCAGAGCCACUCUACCAAUCUGGAGGUGAGAGUGCAGCUACUGCUGAUUACUACUUUUGCUUCUUGUUGUCGUGCGAUCUUGUCGCCUGUCGAAUAUAGAGAUCGGCCUCGUUAGGGUGGGUCAUUAAAUGAGAGAAUGAAUCCUUUUGUACUUG